Radiomyces spectabilis is the source of this 423-nucleotide messenger RNA. RefSeq lists its product as uncharacterized. The coding region runs from base 1 to 423 and encodes 140 amino acids. The transcript is spliced from 2 exons. The record is from RefSeq and is a predicted model, not a curated record. Lineage: Eukaryota; Fungi; Mucoromycota; Mucoromycetes; Mucorales; Radiomycetaceae.
AUGGCCAUUCUGGGCUUCACACCCAUUAAUCUGGAACAUCGAAUCAAUGACAAGGUGCUCCAUUUCACUUCAUUCUUGAUUCUCGGCACAUGUUUAUACUUCUUGUGGAAUCUGUCUUACAAACGUAAUCUCACGCUGGCCUCCCUCAUUUUGAUUACCAUGAGUAUUGGCAGUGAAUGUAUACAGAGUUUUCUUCCGUAUCGUACUUUUGAUGUGAAUGAUAUCAUUGCCAAUUUGUUGGGUGGAGCUUGUGGUGUCGCUUGUGCAUUUUUGGCAGAUUAUCUCUUUACAUCCAGGCGGGAACAUCAACGACGAUGGGGCGGAAAACGUGAAGCUGAGUAUCAACGGGCGUUAAUGGAUGAAAUCGAUCUUGAUGAGGAAGACCAAGACCAACGGAGCCGUCACGGUGCAUAUCAGGCGUGA